Molecule: messenger RNA, 1965 nt
Organism: Aureobasidium subglaciale EXF-2481
Lineage: Eukaryota; Fungi; Ascomycota; Dothideomycetes; Dothideales; Saccotheciaceae
Exons: 5
Coding region: 1-1965 (654 amino acids)
Biological process (GO): retrograde transport, endosome to Golgi
Molecular function (GO): phosphatidylinositol binding
Source: RefSeq, a predicted model, not a curated record
AUGUGGGACGACGAGGAUAACAACCCAUACGGCUCGUUCAAGCGACGCGACUCGGAGGGCUCCGACGCUCCCGGUUUCCGUCAAGCACCUUCCACACCGCCUUCAGGAUCCAGCAGUCCACAGCAGUCAACACCCGAGUAUCACCGUCCAGAGUCGACGUACCAUGACGAGCCCUUUGGCCAAGAGCACCAAGAGAGUGACGAUCAAGACGACGAAGAGCAGAAUGUUUCGGCUUCGCAACGAAUCGAGCCCAAGAAAGGAGGCUAUCACAGUCGCAUUGAGCAGAUUCUCUACGAAAACCCCGAUCUAGACAUCCAGAUUGUGCACGCUGGGAAGAACACCGAGGGUGGAGGCAGCUACAUUACCUAUACCAUCCGCACUGGAGACAUCGAGGUUCGACGACGAUACAGCGAGUUUGCGUCGUUGAGAGCAACUCUGGUCGCAUUGCACCCAACGCUUAUCAUCCCGCCAAUCCCCGAGAAACACUCGAUAACAGACUACGCUUCCAAGCCGACGAAAGCAAAGGAAGAUGUCGGCAUCAUUGAGCUGAGACAGCGCAUGUUGACCACCUUCCUCAACCGCUGCCGUCGCAUGCAAGACGUGCGUGAGGACAAUGUUUGGUGGCGCUUCCUCGAUCCCAACGCCAGCUGGAACGAGGUCCUGCACUCUCACCCUGUCGUCAACAUCCCCAAGAACAACCUCAAGGCUCCUCCCCUCGAUCCUGCCAACCCAUCUCCUGGUCACAACUUCCUACCCGUACCUUCAUCUUCGGCCAAAUUACGCUCAGCAGCAAACGCUUCUGCAUCAGGCACCCCAGGUUCACCCCCACUUCAACAGCCUUCAGUCGCUGCCCAUUCUUCUCCCGGCCCUCAAGUCUUUGGACGCUUCCCUCCAGACUCCCAACACUUAUCCGAAGAAGAUCUCGACCCGUACUUUGUUCAGUUUGAGAACUCGUCCCGCGAGUUGGAGGCUCUGCUGCAAGGCUCUAUGGAAAAGGUCAACCAGCGAACUUUGUCACACCUCUACAGACUCGGCGACGACCUGAUGGAGUUGGGAGGUCGCUACAAUGCUUUCUCCCUUUCCGAGCAAUCUGCCGAAGUCGCUGCUGCAAUCGAGAAAAUCGGUCAGGCAUGUGACUUUACCUACAUCCAAACACGUGAUCUGUCCAGCGCUUUGUCUGCUCAAUUUGCUGAGCCGAUGCGUGAGAGUGCUCAAUUUGCCGGUAUCGUCAAGGGUGUUCUGCGAUACAGAGUCUUGAAACGUGUUCAACAAGAGAUGACUCGGGAAGAACUUGACAGAAAGAGGGGCAAUCUCGACUCCCUCGAGAAAAGCGAAGCCGAAGCUAAGCGCAUUGAGCAAUAUCUCCACAACUCUGGUUCUUCACCACCUCAACGUAGCAUGAGCACAGGCAGUAACGCUGCUAGACGCAACCCUGCUAGAGACCAACUACCUAGACGUGCAGAAGACGACACAGCGAGCAUCGACUCAGACUUCCCUCCAACCAUGGGCAGUGCUCCAAGCGCCGCUCAAGGAUCCCCACAACAAGAUCAAUCUCACAGCCCUACGCAACAUAAGAGAGGCGCUAGCGGUAACUUUGUGACGAACAAGAUCUUUGGACGCCUCACUCAUGCCUACCACAACGUCGUGGACACAGAUCCAGAGCGCGUGAGAAGAGAUCAGAUCGGCAAGACGAGAGAAAGCUUGACUCAGCUCGAGCAAGCUUUGGAAGUUUCUGAGAAGGACGUCAAGGACGCUAGUGGUGCCGUGCUCAAGGACCUGAAGCGCUUCCAGAGCGACAAGGAAGAGGACUUGAGGAAGUACAUGGUGAGCACUUUUCCGUAUGCUAACAAUACCUCUCAGCUCGCAUUUGCACGUUGUCACAUCGAUUGGGCACAACGCAGCUUGGAGACAUGGGAGGAGGCCAGGGUGGAAGUUAACAAGAUUCCUGUCUUGGAGCCUAGGUGA